Messenger RNA from Anolis carolinensis (green anole), 5242 nucleotides. It is a transcript of the gene gzf2, whose product is annotated as GDNF inducible zinc finger protein 2. The coding region runs from base 160 to 2865 and encodes 901 amino acids. The transcript has 7 exons. Gene Ontology annotation, molecular function: RNA polymerase II cis-regulatory region sequence-specific DNA binding; DNA-binding transcription repressor activity, RNA polymerase II-specific; protein binding. The record is from RefSeq and is a predicted model, not a curated record. Gene Ontology annotation, cellular component: nucleoplasm. Gene Ontology annotation, biological process: regulation of transcription by RNA polymerase II. NCBI's taxonomy places the organism in Eukaryota, Metazoa, Chordata, Lepidosauria, Squamata, Anolidae.
UCACUUCCGGGCGGAAGGGCGUCUGACCGCUCUUGCACUCGGGAGCAUCAUAGACGCAGCAUAAAGGGGCCGCGUCCAGAAAAAAAAGGUUCCUGGCUGCUCCUUGGAGAGGAUCCCUUUCUGUUGCUUGGCUGUGUCGCCCCAGUGGAGGCGAAGAGGAUGGAGACAAAGAAGGUCUUGAUGAAAUCGAAUGUUGCUGCUUCCAAUCUCCUGAGAUCAUUGCAUUCCCUUUAUCAGUUUGGCCACUUCUGUGAUGUGAGAAUACACACAGACCAGCCAGGAAUGCAGGAGGAAUUUUUUGUUCACAAGGCUGUCUUAGCAGCUUCCAGCAAUUACUUUAAAUGCCUCUUUCUCAGCGAUGAGAUGCUGAAUGCCAAGGAUUGCGAGGUAACCCUCCAGGAUGUUCAUGCUGAAGCAUUUGCCUCCUUCCUAAGGUUUGUCUACACGACGGAAGUAGAAAUUGAAGCAGACGGAUUGCAACAGAUAAAAGAGGUUGCCGAAAGAUUUGAAUGCCAGGAUCUGCUUACUGUGUUGGAAGAAAUGAAGAACGCAGAUGGUGACUCAGAUUUGAGUGUCCCUUUGAGAAGAUGUAAAACUGGUUGGAGUCAAACCGAACAGACUGAGCCGCCCCACAUUUUGUCAGCACCUAUGAAGAAGAACCUUUGGGAUAGGAAGAAGCAUGCAAAACUAUCAACGAGCUGGGAUAAUAAUGAAGGCAAAGCUGAACAUUCUUCUGAAGAAGAGACGGCUCUUGUGAAAUCUGAAGAUGAGAUGGCAACCACAACUGGUCUCAACGAGGCAGACCUUCUCCAAGAUCCCAUCAUAAUUGACACCAGCAAAGAGGAAAACAAGAUCAACCACCCUUCAGCAAACCAGGUGGUCUUGAAAGAAGCCGUUAUUGUUCUAAACAGGAUAAUGCCUGGCCAAAAGGGGGUUCAUGAGGAAACCAAAUUCGGGAAGACAACACACAAUGUAUCAGAGGCCUUGUCUGAAAUAUAUGCAUGUGACCAGUGCAAUCGCUCCUUCCCUUUUGCCAAGCAGUAUCAAUCGCACAUGGAGCUGGAACAUGACAUACACGUGGUUGUGAAGCACAGUUGCAAUAUGUGUGAUCAGCUCUUUGCCAGUUCCCAGAACCUGCGGCAACACAAGCUCACUGUUCACAACAGUGAGCAAUGCUUCCCCUGCUUGCUGUGUGACAAAAGGUUUAAACGGCAGAAGGACGUGAACGACCACAUCCGGAGGGUGCAUGAAAAGAAAAGAAAUCCUCAGCGGUGUCCAUACUGCGACAAGAUUAUCAGCUCCAGAACUGGACUCACAGUUCACAUUCGAACACACACGGGAGAAAAACCAUACCAGUGUCAAUACUGCCCAGCGAGGUUUGCUCAGAGAUCUGCCUUUAAUACUCAUGUAAGAAAAAUACAUGAGUCCAGGCAAGACAGGAAACCCCUUUCAGGUUACUGGAUGAUAGCCCCACCAACAAAGAGAGACAAUGUGGUGAAAGAUGGUGAAACAGGCAUGAAUAGCAAAGCAGCGCAUGAGGUAGCAAGUACAGUCUUGCAAAGAUUAAUUGUGGGCAAAGACACUCAGGUACCUGAGGGAGAAUGUAGGAAUUCACCAGCUAUGAAAAUGGACUCUGGCAAUAAAGAAGGAAGCCCAGAGGACUCUGCUGAAAUGAGUAUUAAAAGUGAUGAAGAUGUGACUGUGGUUGUAGAAGGCAGUGUUGAAGGAGAAGGGGACUGUGAAGAAGAAUGGGAUGGCAGCCAUGAGAGUGAUGAAAUGUCUUCAGCUAACAUUGACGAUGAUUCAGAUUAUCUAGAUGCAGAAGAAAACAAAUCAGAUGUAGAUGACAUGGUGAGGAAGACAAACCAAGACAAACCAGUGAAAAAAUCUGCCUAUGUUAUAACUUGUACCAAGUGUGCCGAGACAUUCACAUCGCGGAAGAAAUAUGUCGACCACUGCAAAGAUGUCCAUAAUUCCUUGCCUGGAAAAGCCUACCAGUGCGAAAUUUGUAACAAGUCCUUUGCGAGUUACAACAGCUGUAAAGAGCACCGAGCCUGCGUCCACACAGAAGACAGGCAGUUUUCAUGCACCCUCUGUGACGCCACCUUUAAAAGGAAGAGGGAUGUGAGGACGCAUUACAUCCGGAAACACGAAGGGAGGGUGAAGCGUCCCCUCUGUUCGGUCUGCGGAAAGAUCCUUAGUUCCAGAACUGCACUGGUAUUCCACAUGCGGACCCACACAGGAGAGAAGCCGUAUCAGUGCACCAUUUGCUGCUCAAGAUUUGCUCAACCUUCACAGCUCACGAUUCACACCAGGUCCCAUACAGGGGAAAAGCCUUAUAUCUGUGAGGACUGCGGGGCAUGCUUUAUUGAUAAAGGCAAGCUUAAUAGUCACAAGAGAACGCAUACAGGAGAGCGUCUCUUCCGAUGUGAUGUGUGCGGAAAGCAUUUUUCUACCAAUGAAUAUUUGAAAUGCCACAAGCGCUGCCACAUGGGAGCCAAGCCAUAUAAAUGUGAUGUGUGUGGGAAAAGCUUUGGUCUGAGAGCUUCACUGGCCCAGCACAGUAAUGUCCAUGCAGAGACCCCUCCUUAUUUCUGUGAGCAGUGUGGAAAGACAUUUACUCAGCAAGGAGCCCUGAGGCGCCACCAGCGGAUUCACACUGGUGAAAAGCCAUACAAAUGUAGGGCUUGUGAACGAACAUUCACAGAUAUGUCUACCUUGAGAAGACACGUCUUGGUCCAUGAUCGGAAUGCUCACUGGAGGAGUUUCUUAAUAGACCUUACUGCCAAAAAAGACCAUAACUGGUCCAAAAUAGAGACCUUGUCUAAUUCAAAAGAGGAUUCCACUCCAGUUUGGUCUGAUUGACAUGGUAAACCUUAUAAACCCGAGAGCACUAGUGUGAAAAAAGUAGAGCACAUCUCAUGCAAUAGUAGUUUGAGAAGCCUUGACCAUUCCCUUACAUAUAUAUAAGUAUAAACCAUUAGGGUACAGUAAUCUCACAUGGCCAGCCAGAUUCGUUAUGGAAAUGUCUAGGAGUGAACAUAUCACACCCAGAUUAGAGUCACUCUACCAUUUAGUUUCUGGACAAUGUAAAAAGUGUUGGUUUUAACCUUUAAAGCCCUACGUGGUUUGGGUCCGGAUUACCUACAGGAUCGCAUUCUCCCAUAUAAUCCACCCCUUCGGUCCUCUGGGGGAUAUUUACUCCAUCCAGCCAAAACCCAACUGGCAACAUUCACCCAGAGGACCUUUUUAUUGACUGUCCCAAGACUGGAAUGACCUGCUGGAAGAAAAUUUGACAGCUAAAUGAGCUGUCAGAAUUUCAAACACAGUUAAAGACCUCUCUUUUUCAACAGGCCCACCCAGUCAAUUUCAAACUAUGAGUUUUACAUUAAUAUUGUAUUGGUAUGAAAGAUUAUGUCUUUUAAUCUUAUGUCUGUGUCCUUUAAUAUAUGUGUUUUAAUUAUUGAUGUUUUAUCUAUGUAUUUUAACUACAUUGUACUUGCCUUGAGGAGAGGUGGGUAAGAAAUAAAAUCUUAUAUUAUUGUUGUUAUUAUUAUUAUUAUUAUUAUUAUUAUUCAUAUAUUUUGUCCUUUUAUUAAUUUGCAUAGAGAUAAGCCCAUUUGCCGUGUCUAGAUUGUUGAAGGAUAUUGCUAGCCAAUGAAAAUACAUAUCACAUUAGAAGACAAGCAGAUGAAUGAAUCCCUGAUAUUUGAGGGGAUACAUUAUUGGACGGUGUAAACCAAGGCCUCUUCCACACAGCUGAAAAAAAUACCACAUUUUCUGCUUUUAACUGGGCUAUAUGGCAGUGUGGACUCAGAUAACCCAGUUCAAGGCAGAUAUUGUGGGAUUUUCUGCCUUGAUAUUCUGGGUUAUAUGACUGUGGGGAAGGGCCUCAAGUUGCCAAGUUCACUGCUUCCUGAAAGGGGAUGGGGGCCUGAAACAGUGACUCCAUUCCAGGUUUUAGGCCAGAUUUCAAUAGAACUAUCUAUAGUGCUGAACUCUAACCUCAAAACUGGUUUAGCACCUUGUGUGUUUCCUUUAACGUUCUAAAACCUGUAGCAGGUUAGCUGUCCCACUAAUAUCAGACAUGGGUGUUGCCCUCUGCUAAGUGGCACGCCUGACAAUGAAACCAUUACUGGAGAGACUUAUCACUUUGGUGGCUUGGAGCACUCUAUCAGCUUAGGCCCUACAGUGGUUACAACUUGGACAUAACUGUGGUUAUCUAUACUCAACUAUUUGUAUGAAUCACUGCAAUGCUUUAUAUGUAGGGCAGCCUUGGAAAAUAGCCCAGAGGCAAGAAAGAUUAGGGACUGGCUGAUACAUCAGUGAUUUUUACAUCAGUCAAUUUCUGGGCCAUGUUCAAACUUCUAUUGUUAACUUUAAAGCCCUAAAUUGCUUGGGCUGGAUUAGGCUACCUGAAGGAUCUCCUCCUUUCUAUAUUUUUCCAUCAAGGUUGCUUCAUCUAAUGCAGGGAGGUGGGAGGGAACUGAUAAUGCAGUGCUAUACACAAAGAUCUUCUCAACAUCUAAUGGCUUUUGGUUUUCCCAGGCAAUUUUAGAGCAUGUUUCAGAUCUCAGAACAAAUUGUUCCCCUUACUGGACUGUAUUGCUAUUAUUUUGUUAACAUUUUACUCUGAAUUGUUUUUUAUGUUGAUUUCUAUAUUAAAAUGUUGAUUUAGAUAAUAGAUUUUGUUUAAUUGGUUGGUUUUGUUAUUUUAUUAAUCUCUGUGUUUUGUGAAGGGUUUAGUUAAGUAAGCAGCAUGGAAAUGAGGAAGGGAACACCAAAGAUAUUUAAAUUUUUCCAAUAUCUUUUUCACCAUGCAUAAUUAUAGUACUCUGUUUCCACUUUAACUGCCAUGGCUCCAUCCUAUGGAAUUCUGGGAUUUGAGGUUUGUGGGAGAUCAUUCUGAAUCUCUCAUCAAACUAUAAAUCCCAAAAUUCCAUAGGAUGCAGUCAUGCCAGUUUAAAUGGUAUUGAAGUGCUAUAAUUGUACAAUAUGAAAGAGACUUUAGUCUCAUGUAAAUACUUCCUGCUCUUCCUCUGGAGGAACACUUUUAAUUUCAGGAUGCAGACACUCAAAUGAAACACAUUUCAAAACUUGGAUCCGCUCUUUAUGUAUUUGCUAAUGCUUAUAUAUACUGCAUGUAACAUCGCAAUAGACAAUAGCAGACCUUUGUUUAGUUUGUUUUUAAUAGAUUUUUUGUAAAGUUAAUUUAUUUUCAAAAUAAACUCUACUUAUUCAA